Molecule: messenger RNA, 1062 nt
Organism: Populus euphratica (Euphrates poplar)
Lineage: Eukaryota; Viridiplantae; Streptophyta; Magnoliopsida; Malpighiales; Salicaceae
Product: ribulose-phosphate 3-epimerase, cytoplasmic isoform
Exons: 8
Coding region: 153-833 (226 amino acids)
Biological process (GO): pentose-phosphate shunt; carbohydrate metabolic process
Molecular function (GO): D-ribulose-phosphate 3-epimerase activity
Source: RefSeq, a predicted model, not a curated record
GCUGGUUGACCAAUGGACCUGUUUUAAAAACCAUGCCACCACCUACUUGAGAAACUCCUCGCGUUACCCUUAAAAAAUUCGAGAACAACUCCUCUACAGAAUCCGAGCCCGCUAUACCAUUUCUAGCCUCUAAAUCGGUUCACAAAAUCAGAAUGGGUGUGGCAGCAAAAAUCGCACCGUCGAUGCUAUCAUCGGAUUUCGCCAAUUUGGCAUCGGAAGCUCAGCGAAUGCUCGAUUGCGGCGCCGAUUGGCUUCACAUGGACAUCAUGGAUGGGCACUUUGUCCCUAACCUAACAAUUGGUGCUCCAGUCAUUGAGAGUUUGAGAAAACACACAAAGGCAUAUUUAGAUUGUCACCUUAUGGUCACGAAUCCUCUUGAUUAUGUGGAGCCUUUGGGCAAAGCUGGCGCAUCAGGAUUCACGUUUCAUGUUGAGGUAUCCAGAGAUAAUUGGGGAGAACUUGUCCAGAGAAUCAAAUCAAAGGGCAUGAGGCCUGGUGUAUCAUUAAAACCUGGUACGCCGAUUGAAGAAGUUUAUCCUUUGGUUGAAGGUGAAAAUCCUGUGGAAAUGGUCCUUGUGAUGACUGUAGAACCUGGAUUUGGUGGACAGAAGUUCAUGCCAGAAACAAUGGAUAAGGUACGGGCUCUAAGGAAGAAGUAUCCAUCACUUGAUAUAGAGGUGGAUGGUGGUUUAGGGCCUUCAACGAUUGACAUGGCAGCUUCAGCUGGAGCAAACUGCAUUGUGGCAGGAAGUUCAGUGUUUGGAGCUCCUGAUUCAGCCCAAGUAAUAUCUCUCAUGAGAAAGAGUGUUGAGGAAGUCCAGAAAAACAACUGAUACUGGUAGAUGCAAGACUUUUCAGCAUUGUAUGUGUAAGGAAUACAUGUCGUUGUCCUGUUUGGCAUUUUGGAAUUCAUAAAAUGGCAUCUUUAUCUCCCCCUUUCAAGUCUACCCAUGUCUACAACACUGAAAGAAGCGUAGACCACUAUGUACGAUAAUGAGAUCCAUGGAGGGUCUGAAUUAAGUUAAUAAAUGCAUGUGCCUUUCACAACAUAAUUUCCAAUAA